AUGUCUCUUGCAAACGAACCAUUUCCUGAAUCGCCAGCUCAGAUGAGUCUGAAGCACUGCAUGCCGAGUCUUCCAGAUUUGCUAAGCAACCGCUUCAUUCCCAUUCAGGACGCCGUCCUAUCCGCGUUGUCGCCGCAGGACCUUGCUCGGCUGAGUGGAGUCUGUAGAGAUCUCCACAGCGUGGUUCAAGGGGCCCGAAACUGGGAUAGCUGGCUCCAGACUUGGUUCAGCAACCCUAAAGACUUCAGGAGUCUCCAAGGCAAACUCAACGCUAUUAUUACUGGGAAUCCGCUAAUCGACUUUAUUGCGAGGACUCAGCACUUCAUUAAUAGUGAUCCUACCCUCAAUGUCAUUAUUCCGGGGCCGGACCGGAAAGCAAUGAUGCGGUACUUGAUCUCUGACGGAUACGAGGCUCCUUGCGAGAAGGCCCCAUCGGGUUGCGAUGAUUUCGCUUUCGACGAGUGCAUUCGGCUCGUCCAUCCGACUCGAACGGUCAAUGGAGCAAACAAGGCGUCCAUUCUAGUCGUCCGAGCCGAGCCCUACCAUUCUCCCAUACACCUGCCCUUGGACAAGAGUUGUGGAACAACGAUCCAGCAAAACUACGCCACAUGGAAUAAGGUGUACUCGCUAUUUCCUUCCUCCACAUUCAUCGACAAGGAAGGGUACUUGAUGGUCGAAUUAUCGGAGCGAGUAGGGCCAACACUUUACCAGCUUUCGAAGGGAGGGUACAAGGCAAAGGAUAUACACUGGUUCGAGAAGAACUAUAAGGCCCCCGGAAUGACGAGCGAAAUGCUUACGCGCUCUCGCCGCAUUGGUGACCAGCAUACGUUGGUCAUCCGCCUCUCGACUGCGGAUGUCUCGAAGCCGGCAGUUCCCGACGGUGCACUCGAAUCCACCACCUUCUACCUAUUCAAGGAGGUCAGAAACGGGAUUUCCUUCUACGACGUCAACUGCAACAUAAAAAUUUGUCACCCAGUGCUCCGUUAUGUCUACGAACUACUCUAUGACGAGACGGAUAAUGAGUACAAUAAAUCCAUCAGGCAUCUGCAGGUCCGCCUGGAUAAUCUCGCUCGUAUGGAGCUGUACAAAAUCCCGGUGGAGCAACGACCAGCGGGAUACCAGAGCCUUGUACUCAAUCGGAACGUAAGCUGUACUGAGUGGCACUUCAAUAAGCCUGAUUCAUGGACUUACUAUGAUGACGAUGUGAUCGAGUACUUGGCCAAGAUUUGGCGUGACAGGGAGCAGAAGGAGCUGGAAAUGAAGGAGUUGGAAGCUACACAAAAAGGGGCGAAGAAGCGGUUAUUGCAUCGCUAG
Trematosphaeria pertusa is the source of this 1314-nucleotide messenger RNA. RefSeq lists its product as uncharacterized. The coding region runs from base 1 to 1314 and encodes 437 amino acids. The transcript has a single exon. Gene Ontology annotation, molecular function: protein binding. The record is from RefSeq and is a predicted model, not a curated record. Lineage: Eukaryota; Fungi; Ascomycota; Dothideomycetes; Pleosporales; Trematosphaeriaceae.